AUGUUUGACCAAGACCUUUUAAAAGACAUUGACCUCAGUAAAGGAGAAGGUAGACUACAUGAAUGUGGUUUGUCUAUUGAUAAUCCUGGUGACAAUUUGUUGUUAAGACCACUAUGCAGUGAUGAUUAUGAAAAAGGUAAAUGUUGUUUUUUUCAUGACUCUGAUCUACAGGUCCUGUUCACACAAUGCAAAAUUUUGUUUGUUUUGCAGAAAAAACUGUCAACAGGAAGCCAUUUCUAGUGUGAAUGAUUUUUUCCACCCGCCAAAAUUUUCUGAAUUGCUACCUAAAUAAUUUCAGAGAUGCCGUUGAGAACAUGACCAGAUGCGAACAAGGUUGCAAGAACAAAAUUACAAAAUUUUCAAUUUUUUUGCAACCUUCAGUGCGAACAGGGUCUAAAUCAGAAUUUAUGCACUUAUCAAUGUUGUGACCUGUCUUAUCUUCCCGACCCUCUUAGCCCAAAUUUCAUCCGAUACAGUCAUUUUCUCCUCUCAGCAACAUCAUUACUUCUGUGCUAGCAAAGGUCUCUCACGACAAGGCAAAAAUAAGAGGAAGGAGAGAGACUCUCCUUCCUCUCAUUUUUGCCUUGUAGUGAGAGACCUCUGCUAGCAGGGAACAUCGUUGCUGUGGGAGUUAUAAGGACUCAAAGUAAUCGGAUGAAAUUCAGGCUACCACUCACUCCCCAUCUGACUUGGAACAUGUAUUUAGUAUUGUAAUGAUAACUGAUAACAAUAUUGCCUGAUUCUCAAAUGCUCAGACGACCUGAUACAGGGUAAAAGACCGUGGUCCUUGUUGAGGUUGGGACCAGACUUAAAAUUAAACCAUUAGUAAUGGCCACCUCUCCACAGAUGCUUCUCUUUAAAUGGGACAAGAAAUUUCUGUCCCUUCAGAUGUAUAUUGGAUAAAAGAUAGUGCCCUAUUACAUGUAUGUCAUGCAAGGACAAAUAUUAUAUUGACUACGUUGUUUUUUCUAUUUUAGAAAGCCAAUUAUUAUUUUUAAUUUAACUUAAUUUCUUUACAAUGGUUACAGCAGCAUACCUCAGUCCCUAAAUGGCCACUUUUUUGUUCCCUUGUGAUGCAUUAGGCUCCAAUCCUCAAGAGGGACCACAGUCUUGAAUUUCAAGCUUUGCCUGGGAACAUUAUUCUUAUAGCGCUAAUUAUUUUAUCUGAGAUCAUUUGACAAAAAUUGAUUUGUUGAGGAAAGUGCUGUAUUUGUUCCAAAAGGUUGUACAUGAUGUUAAGCAUUUUUUUGGACAGAGAGGAAAAUUGUUGUGGAUGACUCAGAUUUUAUAUUUUUUCCCCAGGUUUUCCAGCAAUUCAAAACGACCUUGCUAAAGUUGGAGAUGUCACAAAGGACCUCUUUCUGAGUAAGAAAUGAAAUUCUUAGAUAGACCCUUGUAGUGCAGCUCAUUUUUUUCCCCCAGGAUUAAGUUAAUUUUGAAGAGUUUUGUUAUUUAGGUAAAUAAUUUGUUUAGCUUUUAGUGUCAACCAAUUACAGUCAUUACUGGUAGAGUGGAUAAUUAUUGUCAUCUUGAUUACUGAAAACCCAAAUUUCCCCCUUUUCGUAAGGGCGCUGAGGAGCCCUUUUAAUAGGCGCCAGAUUCAUCAUGACAUCAUUGUUUACAUGUUUGCUCAUUACAAUACCAGUUAACCCAUAGAAGAUGUAGCUGUUUAUACCAGUUAGGCGCAAAAAUUAAAAGAGCUGGUUUAUUUAUGCAGUUUGUGAAAGUUUCAGCUUUUUGCAAUCAGUUACAAAGAAAAUAACAGCAAUUAAAAACUGCAAAAUUACUAGGGUGGCAAAACGUUAAUGAGCUCAUACAUUCUUUGUAAAUUCUGGGGUUUUUCAAAGAGACUUUCUCUGAAACUAUUUGGUAUAUCGAGCUCAAAAUUUCAAAGAUAACUGAAAUUUAGUGUUAUGCUCUUUUAAUAUUCAGAAAUUUCAUUUUAUUAGCAUCAUAAUAAUGAAAACCCUAUAUGCUAAUGAGGCAAAAAUGUAAACAAGGAUUCGGUUAUACCAGGAGUAUCACUCUUGGGUGAUCAUUUCAUUAAUUUCUAUUGUCAUUUAAAACUUUAAGGAAAGGAAUAAUUCAAAGUGGCUAGCAAAUUAAAUCCAGGUUUUCAAUACCCUAGUUACACACAAAACUUGACAUCAGUAAAUACUGGUACUGUACUCAGUUAUUUACUGCAGAGGUCUUAUAUAUUUCCCCAUUGGAUUUCUUUAGAGCGUUUCCAUGCUAUGAGGUCUUGUCCUGGUACGUAUUAUAUCAUUGUGGUGGAGGAUACAGAGUUAGCAAAGAUUGUGGGCUGUGGAACACUUUUCGUAGAGCAGAAGUUCAUGCAUGAAAUUGCUAUAGUAUGUAUCUUAUUGUUUUUGUAUCCUACAGUUGCAUGAACCUCCAUUAAGCACCACCCUCGGGGUACUGGUAGGUAUAUACAUGUAGGCACUCAAUAGGGAUUGGUCAGAAAUUACCAUAAUCGUUAGCAGAAACAUCUAUUCACUUUAUUUGAAAUAAACAUGACAAGAGCAAUAUAACUUGUAUCUACUAUUAGUUGUCACCUCUAUCUCACACUGUAUUUUCCUUCAUCAUAGUUUUUACAAUGAAGCCAAACUAUAUAGCUAAGUGUAUCAAUACUUUGUGGCCGCUUAAUUAAUAGGGGUGAGAACGAUAGGAGAACUCUCAUCAGGAUGGACAAAAGGUGCUGGCAACUACUUAAUAGAGGUUGGCUGCUUAAUAUUAUUCAUGUUGGUGGUUGCUUAAUAUGGAGGUUCAACUGCCUUAUCAUUCAAUAAUUAUAAUAGAGAAAAUGAAGUUAGGCUGUCUGGCCAAGUGGUUGUGAGGUAGUGGACUGGACUUUCUAUCAGGUGGAUGAAAUUCCAAUACUGCUCUAACCCCUCACUGGAUUUGGUCUUGGAUGUCUAAAUUCAACUAUUCUGCCAUAUAUAUAAAUAACUGCUAUGAAUAAAAAUUCUGUUUUUAUCUCUUAAUGCUCAACAAUCUUCAAGUUGUAAAAAGUGGUGGUGACAAUAAGGAUCCCAACAUGUAGUGAUAUCAUGAGAUCUUUACAGUAUGCCUUAGGAGUAUUUUAUAAUGAUAGCCCACAGUCCAUCCCUGAAUAUUGAUAGGGUGCAUACAACAACAUUCCAGCAAGCUGGACCAGAUUGAUCAAGUCACAAGUCACAUAACAUUUCAAUCCACUGUAAACAAGGCUUCAGAAGAGCCAAAAGCUCAUACAUAGUAAUUUUCUUUCUGCCAGUGUAGUGACAAAAUAUUAUUAACGAAAUCUUUGAAAUUUAGGUGUUUUUUUGUUGUUGUGGUGUUCUGAUUAAGAAAGUGUGGUAUGCUGAAGCCUUUACUGUGUGUUAUUCUCGCAUUAUCUAUUGUUAUUAUUUACAGCGAGGGAGAGUUGAAGACAUUGUCGUUGAUGAGAGCUAUAGAGGGAGAGGACUUGGAAAACUGUGAGUACAGUGAAACCUCUGUUAAUAGACACUAGCUGCAGCUGCACUUGGGGACUUAACCGAGUUAUUUCCAAUUCAUAAAUUAAAGUUAACUCAUUUAAAAAAACUGCGAGUGCGGCUUGGUUUUCUAUAGUCUUAUCCGAGUUCUAAACAGGUUAUGCAAAUCAAGCAAGAACGAUAGAUUUUGUUAACUAGGCUAGGUUUUUUAAACCACCUCAAGAGGUAGUUUAACGCAGGUUAACAUUGUCAAUCAGUCAAUCAUCUCCCUCUUCACAUGAGAAUAGUCCAAAUUUUCACAUUCAUGCAUGCAAGCAAGAAAAUUUUCGAAAUAACUUAACCUAACCCGGUUAACUUGCCAAAUGUAGCCGCAGCCACUUUCCUUAAGUUGUCAUUUCUAACCUUGAAAAGCUGCUGCCAACAUUUUCUAUGACUCUGAGGGCGUCAGUUUUCAAGAGGUUCUUCUUGUUAUACUACUAACUGCAACCUGGUUAGCUCAAUUUGUUAAGCACUGGUCUGUUGAGGGGGAGUUCAUAGAUUCAAAUACUGGUUGGACCAACACUCAUGAUGUUGUUGAUGAUGAUGAUCAUGGUGUUGAUGAUGAUGAGGAAUGCACCCACAUCAUAAAGUACAUUCUCUAAUUUAAUGAAAAAUGCCAAACCAAAAAUUUUCUGUGUUGUCUUUCAGAGUUGUUGAAACCUUGCUGUUACUCAGUGAGAAGUUAGGAUGUUACAAAACCAGCCUUAGGUGUAAAGAUUCUCUGCUUCCUUUUUACACUCAGUUUGGAUUCAAAAAGGAGGAUCAGCAAAACUAUCUUUGUAAAUGGUUUUCUGAUUGA
Molecule: messenger RNA, 4290 nt
Organism: Porites evermanni
Lineage: Eukaryota; Metazoa; Cnidaria; Anthozoa; Scleractinia; Poritidae
Source: the annotation of a GenBank genome assembly